Messenger RNA from Onychostoma macrolepis, 4948 nucleotides. RefSeq names its product VGF nerve growth factor inducible (gene vgf). Lineage: Eukaryota; Metazoa; Chordata; Actinopteri; Cypriniformes; Cyprinidae. Gene Ontology annotation, molecular function: neuropeptide hormone activity. The record is from RefSeq and is a predicted model, not a curated record.
UAAAAGUGCAUGGUCCCUGAAAACUACUGCUGACAAAAGCAAUGUUUUCUCACACUUGCAUUUACCGAAGAGUCUCUUUUUACACACUACAAGGUUUUAGUUUUCAAGCAAACCACUCCUGCACUCAUGAUAAAUUAAAUUAUUUUUUAUUCAAAGGCUGCAAUAAAGAUCACCCAAACAUUUAGGAAAGAAAUGUGCAUUAAAUAUAGAACGACAUAACUUUACAUUAGAUGUGACAUAUUAACGUCCGGAAUGAUGCAUUUUAAACAAUAAGCUAUUGUUGCAAACUGAAAUUGUUUAUUUCGAGGAUAUUUUAACCCGUCAUCUCUUUGCAGUUUGGAUUUUGACGUUGCACAAUGGAUAACAACAUAGUACACUGAAACACUGUACUGUAACAUUGUAUUGCAAAUGUUUAUUGUCCAUUAGGCCAUGCAGAAAAACGGUUGCAACAGCUUUCAAUAAUGAUACAUUUCAAAACAUCCCGUCACGACCUGGGUGCGGAAGAGGCACAUUAGCUACUCAAUAAAUGCAGAUUAGACAAAACAUGUAUAAUAUGCAUUUGGAAUCGCUUUUUCACCAUGCACUGACGAUUCAAGCGCCAGCUGUUUCCUCUGUGAAUUUCAUAGAGUAAUUGCAUUUAUACAUUUUGCUAGUGAGGCAAUGCACAUCGUGAUGAGGAUCGUCGGUUCCUUUGUGUUGCGCUGCCGUAUGCAGCUGCAUCUGGAAGGGACCGGUCUCGCUCUCCCCGUGUUGUCUAGCCCUCUCUACUCGGCGAAAAAAAGUACUACUUCAUUCAUCCCGUUUCCUUCCAUUCAUCUGGGCACUGCAGAGUAGCGAAGACUCGGGGUUCGAUCAGCACCAAAAUUCUUAUCAAUGGAGAGGCUGACGUCAAUGAGCUAGAGUGACGUACGGUCACGUGGGCGCCGUGGGGCCGAAAUAAAAACACGGAGAGCUGACCGUGGUACUGAAAAUAUCCCCAUAGCGCCGUGCAAGAAAAGCCAACCAUACGGCUUCCGAAAUCACUGUACAAAAAGAACAGCAACAUUCAAACAAAGAAUUUAUUGUUGAAGCGGAUUCUUACACGUAGAUCACGAGAAUAACUUAAAUACAAAGUUUGAAGAGGACACAAUUGGUGCGUCGGACUGCGCUGCCACUGACAGGAUUCCCGGUUCAACACGUAUGUGCGGUCAUGAUCUGGUGCCAACAAACUUCAAAUGUCCCCUUCACUUUCCUGUUCAUGUUAUUUAGUCUCACAAUCAAUCCUGCAACCUUCAGUCCAGUGACAGCAGAUAGAAACACAGUAAGUGAAAACUAUGCAGCAUCUUCCUCUGCUCAGCAACAGGCUCAAUAUGCUCAACCAGCUGAGGAACAGGGCAUGCAACAUGAGGAAAAUGAUGAAGAUGAUGAGCUUUUCAAAGACGUGGAUCCUAGAACCCUAGCAGCAGUCCUUCUCGAAGCCCUCAACCAGCCCCAGAAGGAAAAGAUGAGUGAACGAGAAGACGGGGAAACGGAAGUUGAAAAGGAGAAGGAUCUCCAGGGCUCAGACAGAGACAGAGAUGGUCACAAAGAGCUAGAGCUGGUCAUGGCAGCUGCUGCUGCAGCGCAAGGAAAAGACGAGAAAGAAAAAGAGGAGGAAGAGGAGAAAAAAAGGGCUGAGGAGGAGGAACGGCUAACGGAGAAAGUGACGAGCCGCACCACCAGUCAGACGGUACCAUUAAAAGAGCAGGUGGCCCCGCAGGAGGGGGCCACAAAAGAGGAGGUGAUCAAGGAGGAGGAAAGGCAGGAGCCAGAGAGAGUAGAACUGGCGGAGGAGGAAGAGCAGCUUAGUCCAGAGGAAGUGAAGAAUCUGGAGACUAUGUUAGAGGAAUUCCAGAGCUACAGCACAGCCACUAAGAGAGAGCGUGACACGUCCACAGGCCAGAGGGAGAGCCGUGGGGAGUAUUUUGAUUACCUAGACCGUAAUGGCCUCAUGAACAACGAGGUCAAGUCUAAAGCUAAAGGCAAUGACCUAGCACUGUCCAAGAAGAAGCUAAAGUGGCAGCUCGAACAAGAGAAGAACAAAAUGCAGCCCUUACAAAGAGGAGGCAACUUCAUGGAUGACUUUUCCAACAACCUUGCUGACCCAGAGGAGGAAGAUGAAGAAGUACAAGAGGAUGAAGAACAGCUGAGCCCCGAAGAAGAGGAAACUCAGGCCAAAGCAGAGCAAGAGGAGGUGCGCAGACAGGCAGCAGAGGCACAAAGAGCCAAAGUGGAGGAAGAAAAGCUUGCAGACAUUGCAUCUGACAUGCUACUGAAAUACAUUGUGAAACAAGACAAGAAAAAGUACCAAGACAACAAUGGUGCAGAAGAUAAGCGCUCUGAUGAGGAGGACACUAGUGACGACGAUGAUGACAUUGACCCACAGACCAUCGAUAAGCUGAUUGAGAUCUCCAGCAAGCUGCAUCUUCCUGCUGAUGAUGUGGUGGACAUUAUUAACGAUGUGGAGAAGAAGAAGAAAAAAGAUGCUCCUGAAAAUCUCCCAUGGCAACGUCCUCUCGUGCCGCCUCCAGCCCCUGUUGCACCUUCUACGCUGUUACGUAAACCUCCUCCUUCAAAGCCUCCUCAACCGAACACAAACUCAUUAAAAGCCUGGUUCAAAGACAGGGCCUCAGUCAAGCCCAGCAAGCAAGACAUUUGGACGAGGCAGCAGUGGCCCUUUCGUACCUACCCUUCCUACAGUUUCUAUCAAAACCCCUACCGGGGAUAUUACCCCAUCUACGUUCCACCUCCAAAACCAAAAUCCCGCUACUAUCCCAAGCCCUCUUUCUCCCUCAAUGAAGUCCUGGGAAACUCACUGGACUAUGACUUUGAUUACUCCAGACGGAAGUCCCGUCUCUGGGCGCAGUCUCGCCAAAGAGUCCAACCAGCCUUCCAGCGAAAGUUCUACUUCCCUCACCCUCGGACUUUCAAAGCCGUACCCAUGCCUAAACCCCGGUCGCCUCCGCGUCGUUGGCCGUCCUUUUAUUAUCCAGCCCGAGCUCCUGUAGUCACCAGGGAAGAUGAUUACUACAGUGCGCUGAAGCAGCCGCCACAGGAGAGCGAAGAGGAGCUGGAGAACUUCAUCGAGAGAGUCUUUAUGAAACAUCCCAGGAUGUUUCAGUAAGCAGACUAGGGGGGGGAGAAAACAGAGCGAUGAGGAGGAGGAGGAGGAGGAGAGGAAAGCGAAAGGGAACAACUUAAAGACUGUUCAUGGCCAACGUAUCAUGUUCUGGUUUCUUUUGCUGAAAUAAGUUCCAUCGUACUCAUUUAUUUGCCUCAGAUUCAAAGUUUACCCUUAAGACAGAACAUAUUCAGGAUCCUCAUGUCUAACUAACCACAUCUUCCACCCUCCUCCCCCUUAAGAGACUGAAAGACCAGCAAAGCUACUGGAGCGGUGAGAGGAAAGGGUGCUUAAAAUAUCUCAAAUACCCAACACUGAAGUUCUGCAGACCCCUAGAAGGCCUUCAUAAAGGAACAGAUACCUGAUAGCAUUAAACACCAUGUUUUCAUCCAAUGCAAAGACAUUCAAGAAGGAAUCUUGAAAGACUUGCCAUUAUUAUGGAAGCAAAUUCCAUUAAGUCUUAUUUAACCAUCUUUUUUGUUUUGUUUUGUAUAUUUUGGACAUUUAAAAUCCCAGCGGUCAGUCUCAUUGAUCAUAAUGUAGAGAGGGAUAGCAAAAAAAUACUCUAAAUGCACCUUUAAGGAACGCAAAUGCGCAGAUUUAUUCAAACAGAGAAACCAUCACAGUGCCAUAAUGGUGGAAAUAUACAUUUUGUUUAUUCUACACACCAAAUGUAUUAAGUCUUACUUGUACCUCAGAGUAUUCUGCUUGAGCAUUUACCAUUUGUGCGUUCUCUUGUGAAACAAAGGACACACUAAGUCUUGUACAUAGAAUUAGUUUCUUAUCGCUGUCUGCAUUUUGAAUCUUUUCCUUCGAUGUGUUUAUACCAUUGUUUUUUACGCAAAAAGAUAGAAAGCUGGUGCAAAGGACAUUCAUACAUUCCAACGAUUUCUAAGAAACAAAUUUAUUAUUUCAUAGAAGCUGUUUUGAAUACAACUUUUAAUUGCCUUAAGACACUCUCUUCCCCUUUUCAGAUGAGCAGCAUUUUUGUCACAGACUGGCUGGAAGGUUUGUUCUCAAGCUCAUGAACUGAAAAGCAGUGAUCAGCCUUUCAACAUGUUUUACAAAUAAAACAAAUAUAUACAAAGAUAAUUAAAAUUUCAUGUUUGUGGUUUUAAACGUGUCAAAUGUUAAUGGUUUAUUCAAGAGUAACCUUGCCCCUACGACAGUUACAUCUUACCCGAAAUCAACCACUGGGCCAAUGAGAGCUCGAUCAAAAAGCAUAGACAAUCUAUUAAAUGAUUACAGUUCACAUGGGAAGGAAGCAAUCCAGAUCUACUCAAUAUCAGUGGUGAUGUUAAUUAAGUGAAAACCCAAAUCAGAAAAAAACUAAAUCUUGUCCCAAAUGAAAUGAUCAAACAGUAACAAACUGGUGCUUGUCUAUCUGAAAAAGAAAAGUAAGGGGGAGGCAUACACAGUUCUAAUUUUCUUUAAAAGGUUUGAAAGACUGUCAGAUGAAAGCUAGGGGAAAAAUGGUUGAGAAUAGCUGAAGUUUCUGCACGUUACUGUAAACUUGCAUCUAAAAUGUGUUGCUUCUUUGAAGACAUUAUGAGCAUUGAAAAAAAAAGUAUAAAAAAAAAAGAUGAAUGACUAGUGUAUCCAAGUAAAAAUGCCGUUAAGUCUUGUGUGAGGAAAAAAUGUUUAUGUCCUUUCUAGAUGUAUCUUGUACGUAACAUAAUAAACAUGCGUUUGCUGGAUGUAAAUAACCGCAUGUUGAUGACUAGUUUUGCUACACAGAGAGAAAUAAAUAAACUUGACUAUUUUUUAUUAAGAUUGUUUUUUUUAAUUCCUUCUUGGAAAGAACAUGGU